This is a messenger RNA of Bufo bufo (common toad), 7688 nucleotides long. RefSeq names its product DENN domain containing 4A (gene DENND4A). Gene Ontology annotation, molecular function: protein binding. Bases 165 to 5882 code for a protein of 1905 amino acids. Gene Ontology annotation, cellular component: cytoplasmic vesicle. Lineage: Eukaryota; Metazoa; Chordata; Amphibia; Anura; Bufonidae. The transcript has 33 exons. The record is from RefSeq and is a predicted model, not a curated record. Gene Ontology annotation, biological process: regulation of Rab protein signal transduction.
CAUGUUACAAAGACCUGGUGCGUGUACAGCAAACCACAGGGUUUCCCCAUCACAUAGCUGGGCUGUCAGAGAACUGUGACAGACAUUUCAUUCAAAGCUGUGUCACCAAGGGAGCUGGACUGAUCACUGUGCACACUGAGGACCCUUAAGGGACAAUUCUUCUAAUGAACAGCGGUCUCCUCACAACACGGAAGAUGAUGGAAGACAAAGGACCCCGUGUUGCCGACUACUUUGUCGUUGCGGGAUUAACAGACUCGUCGAAACCGCUUGAGGAGGAAAUCCACUUUAAUGAUGCCUGCCAUAAGAUAGCGAAACCAAAGGAACCCAUCACAGAUAUUACAGUGAUAAUUAAAUCCCUUGGGGAAGAGGUGCCUCAGGGAUAUGUCUGUAUGGACGAUACCCCGACUGGCCUGUCGGCGGACCUCAAUAAUGGGAGCAUCCGGGGCCCUCAGAUCUAUUUGUGUUAUAGGAGAGGAAGAGACAAGCCGCCUCUAACAGAUUUGGGGGUCCUGUAUGAAUGGAAGGAAAGGCUGAUACAGGGUUGUCACAUCAUCCAGACUACACCAUAUGGACGUCCUGCCAACAUAAGCAGUAGUACAUCCUCGCAGAAAGCCUACGUUACCUACCGAAGAGCCUCCGAAAACAUGACCCAGAAUACCUUGGCUGUGACCGAUAUUUGUAUAAUCAUCCCCAGCAAAGGCGAGACUCCACCACACACCUUCUGUAAGGUGGAGAAGAAUCUGAAUAGCAGCAUGUGGGGCUCGGCGGUGUACCUCUGUUACAAAAAGUCAGUUGUGAAAGCCAAUGCGGUAUCUUAUAAAGCUGGUUUAAUAUGCAGAUAUCCAGAAGAGGAUUACGAGUCCUUUCCUUUGCCAGAGUCUGUGCCUCUCUUCUGCUUGCCCAUGGGGGCGACGAUAGAAAGCUGGCCGUCCAACAGUAAUUAUCCGCUUCCAGUUUUUUCUACCUUUGUUUUAACUGGGGCAUCUGCUGAAAAGGUGUACGGAGCGGCCAUACAGUUCUAUGAGCCAUGUGGCCAUGAGCAGUUGACUGAAAAGCAGAAAGUACAGUUAGGACUGGCAAGCAACACAGAGGGGAGGCUGGAUGCCUCUAAGAGCCUCCAUGUCAGCAAGUGCAUCUGCCUCCUGUCUCACUGGCCUUUCUUUGAUGCCUUCAAGAAAUUUCUCACUUUCCUCUACCGCUAUUCCAUCUCCGGACCUCAUGUGCUCCCAAUAGAGAAACACAUCUCCCACUUCAUGCACAAAGUUCCAUUCCCUUCUCCUCAGAGGCCAAGAAUAUUGGUACAGCUGUCCCCGCACGAUACCCUGAUCCUGAGCCAACCUGUGUCCUCACCGCUUCCUCUGAGCGGAGGACGGUUUUCUACGUUACUGCAGAAUUUGGGCCCUGAGAACGCAGUCACUCUCCUGGUCUUUGCCGUCACAGAACACAAGAUUCUCAUCCAUUCCUUACGGCCGUCUGUUCUCACCAGUGUCACUGAAGCUUUGGUCUCUAUGAUUUUCCCGUUCCAUUGGCCUUGCCCAUAUAUUCCUCUUUGCCCUUUGGCCCUGGCGGAUGUGCUGAGUGCCCCAUGUCCUUUCAUUGUUGGAAUUGAUUCUCGCUACUUUGAUUUGUAUGAGCCCCCUCCGGACGUGAGCUGUGUUGACCUAGAUACCAACACCAUCUCUCAGACUGAGUGUAAGAGGAAUAUCACCUGGAAAAUCCUUCCUAAAAAGGCCUGCAAGAAUCUCCUGAAUACCCUCAGCAACCUGUAUCAGCAACUGGCUGAGUUGCAGCAAAGACCUAGGGAAGAUGCUCUGCUUGAAUUGGCCAUGAACGACUAUGACGUCAGCUCUGGAAAGAAAAUGCAUCAGCUGGAUAUGGAGAUUCAAGAGGCCUUCUUAUGUUUCAUGGCAUCCAUUUUGAAGGGCUACAGAGCCUACCUUCGGCCGAUCACACAGGCCCCUUCUGAGACGGCCACCGACGCCAGCUCCCUGUUUGAGCUCCAGGGCUUUUUAAAAAGCCGCGAUCGUUCCCACCACAAAUUCUACAAUAUGAUGACUAAAACCCAGAUGUUCAUCCGUUUCAUUGAGGAGUGCUCAUUUGUUAGCGAUAAGGAUGCCAGUCUGGCCUUCUUUGAUGACUGUGUUGAGAAGCUGUUCUCAGAAAGGAAUUGCGCAGAAAAGGGGGUCAAGGUGGAUGUAGACAAGUCUGGAGAUAUGCGUCUCAUCGAGCUGGAUGAGUCCCAUAGAAGUGAGCACACUGUGUUUAUUACACCACCCGAAAUCCCUCAUUUACCUAAUGGGGAGGAGCACCCAAAGAAACACAGUUACAAUGGGUUUCCUGUUCUCACAUUGGACCUUUUCGACACCCCAGACGGGCUCUUGAAAACCCAUAGUCUUUCCACUAAAGUUUCAGCACCCUGCAGUCCUUCUCCAAUGUUCAGAAGAACUAAACAGGAGAUCAAGUCAGCUCAUAAAAUAGCGAAACAGUACGCCUCUAUCCCCCAAAUGUGGUCCAGAUGUCUGUUAAAGCACUGCUACGGCCUGUGGUUUAUAUGCCUGCCCGCAUACGUCAAAGUCUGCCAUUCCAAAGUCAGAGCCCUGCGCACUGCUUACGACAUCCUGAGGAAGAUGCAAGCCAAGAAAAUCGACUCUCCCGAUGAGGUGUGCUAUCGCGUCCUCAUGCAGUUGUGCGGUCAGUACGGGCAGCCUGUGCUUGCAGUUAAAGUUUUAUUUGAAAUGAAGAAAGCCGGAGUGCAGCCCAAUGCCAUCACCUACGGAUACUAUAACAAGGCUGUUCUGGAAAGUGUGUGGCCCUCUGGGAACCGAGGAGGUUAUUUCUUGUGGAUAAAGGUCAGGAAUGUUCUUCAUGGAGUAGCCCAGUUUAAGAGAGCCUUGAAAAAGCAGCACUCUUUAGCACCACAUGCUACACCCUCAGACAGCAGUGAUCUGGAUGCCGUCAGUCAUGGCAGUAUGGACAGUUCUAUUGACAUGAAUGCAGCAGAUCAGCCUUCAUUCAGUGCAGAUGCUACCAGCACGGACCCUGCGGAUGACCGAUCUAGCACAGGUGGACAGUCUGAUCUGGGAUACAGCUCUUUAUCCAAGGAAGAGGUUCGCAGAGGAGCGGUGCAUGAUAUACAAGAAGAGCAGGAAGACUCUAGAGGGAGUGACUCUAGCUCAUUAUCGGAGACAGAGCGUUCUAAGGGCAGCCGAGACGGCCUUCCCCAGCUUCUUAGUCCCAUUUCUCAGGCCGCCAUAUCCACUUCCAGUAUUGUUCGGCAGGAGGUCAAACCAGACAAUAUGGCUGAAACAGUUGGUGCAGGAAAUGCCGCUGGACUACUAUUUGCGUCCUCCUUUGAAGAUGCCAGGGAAAGUGAAAUAUACCAAAGCUGGAGCUUACGGAAGAGGCACAAGAGCGCCUUGGAACCGGGUAUGAAAAAUUAUUUAGAAUGGGGAGCUAACAGCGGACAGUAUAAGCAAGAAAAUCUUACAGGGUUACUAAUCAGUGGCACUGACCAUAAACUGGGAGCUGAUGCAAAGAUACUCAGUGGAGCACAUCAAACAGGCAUUCCUCGGCCUAAGACAUUGGACAUCAAAAGGGCAUCUCCAAGGAAGGAACUUGUCACUGUGGCAAAGGAGUGGAGCGAUGAUGAAUCUCCAGUGGGGGAGGAUGGGUAUCCAGACAAGGCUGACUCUCCGGUCAUUUUUGACCUUGAAGACCUCGACAAUGACACUGUAGAAAGCAAGCCCCAAAAAUUGAGAAGCAUGAGCACAAGUUCCUCAACGACAGUGUUCCCGGGCAAGCCUGUGGAGAAGACAGAUGUAAAAGUCGGAUUAGACCCUCUGUCAAUGCUAGCAGCAGAGACUGAGCUAGAAGAAGAAACUGAGGAAGUGCUGGACAAAACCCUCUUGACUCCAUCUGCUAAAAGAGACCUUGCAGAAGAGAUUGAGAUGUACAUGAAUAACAUGAGCAGUCCAUUGACCAGUAGAGCUCCAAGCAUGGACCUUCAAAGGACCAGCUCUGAUCAGUAUAAUAGCUCUAAAGCUAUUCCACUCUGCAGACGCUCAAGUCUUCCCUCAACACCUCCACAGGCACCUAGAUUAACAAAGUCAAAAACUUACCAUGUAAAAAAUGAGGAGAGACAACGUGGCAGGUUGUGGUCCUCUCCUGCGUACUCAUUGGGAAGUCCAAAAACAGAACACCCUCCAGAUUCUACAGUUGCAUUGAUGUCUCCAACAUCUUUUAACUUUGACACAAUUCUUACUCCCAAGCUUGAUGUGCUGAAGAGCAGCAUGUUUUCUGCUGGAAAAGGAGUUGCUGAGAAGGCCACCAAAUGGUACUCAAAGAUUGCCAACUACACUGGCCCAGCAAAGGAUCAGAAUUCUGACCGUAUGAGCCUGUGUUCGAGUGGGGCAGGAGAUGCAGAAUCAGGCUCUGUCAAUGAAGAUGACUUUGAAGGCAUCACCUGCCCCCGUGACAACGACCUCACCACCAACAGCUCAGUGGGGAUGAGUAGAACCAGCCUGGAGAGCAACAAUUCCCAAGAGGGCAACUCAAAGCAGCUGUACAACAGAAGCUCCCCUUCUAGGAUCACGAUAAACUACAAACCUGAACUGCAAUCCUCCUGCAAUUCCAGUAGUACCAGUGUCUUCCAGAACUAUGCCAUGGAGGUCUUGAUCUCCAGCUGCUCGCGGUGUCUGACAUGUGAAAGUCUUGUCCAUGAUGAAGAAAUUAUGGCCGGCUGGACAGCAGAUGACUCGAAUCUGAACACAACAUGUCCCUUCUGCGGCAGUCCCUUUCUACCAUUCCUAAACAUUGAAAUCCGAGAUUUGCGCCACCCUGGCAGAUACUUCCUGAAAGGCAGUCCUUCUACAGAAUGUAUGCCGAUUCCUUCCGGUUCAUCUCAGAGACCCAAGUCUGAAAUUAUUACUCCUGCAUUUUCUCUUACUCCAAGCAAAGCAAAAUCUGAGGAGACUAAAGUCAGGAUUAUACAGAUCCCGACUGGAAGAAGGAAGAACAACAGCGAGUCGACAUCUCCAAGUCUGCCUGUGGUCAGAAGCAUCAGUACGUUCAGCCCUUUGGACGAGAAGCCAUCUUGCAAUCUGAGCCAUGUUUCGACUGGCAGCCUGCCUACUAACUUUCAGACGACCGCUGACUCUCUGGACUGGAGGAUGUCCCACCCAGAGCCAAUCACUGUCCCUUACCUCAGCCCCCUUGUAGUGUGGAAAGAACUGGAAAGCCUGCUGGAGAAUGAGGGGGACCCAGCUAUUACCGUGCCUGGUUUUGUCGACCAUCACCCCAUUGUUUUCUGGAACUUGGUGUGGUAUUUUAGGAGAUUGGACCUUCCGAGUAAUCUGCCUGGAUUAAUCUUGUCUUCAGAACAUUGCAACAGACAUACCAAGAUUCCUAGGACCUCAAUGUCUGAAGACAGCAAACACAUCCUUAUUCAAGUCUUAUGGGACAAUCUGAAGCUACACCAGGAUCCGAGGCAGCCGCUGUACAUCCUGUGGAACAGUUUGACCCAGGAGCAUCCACUGGCCAUUGCCCAGCAUAAACAGGAGGAGAGGUGUAAUCAGGAGUUUCUCCAAGGUCUGGUGAGGAGCAUUAAGAACAACAACGUGUAUGGUCCUAUGAGCCAGAUCCUGGAGUCCCUGCAGCAUAAUCCAAAGAAUCUGCGACAGAGGAGUUUGUACAGAGAGAUUCUGUUCCUGUCUCUCGUAGCUCUGGGGAGAGAGAAUAUUGAUAUAGAUGUGUUUGACCGAGAAUACAAACUGGCUUAUGAUCGCCUUACCCCGGAGCAGGUGAAGUGCACCCAGAUCUGUGACCGUCCUCCAAGUACAGGGGUCACAGAAUGCAGGAAGACAUUUGGGCAGCCGUUCCUUUGAGGGCCUACUGAUCUGCCACCACUUCGUGGAUAUCGGAGCCAGAUCUCAGCACAUACACGUGUGUUCUAGGAGAUCCAGCGUUGGGAACAAGCAAUAUGGGAGAUUUUUCUGCUAGCACGAGGAAUUUGUGUAACAGACUGAUGAGAGGCGGGCAGGGCCUAUUGUCUAUAUAACCUGGCCUGCGCAGAGCUGGAAGUUCAGGUUUGUGCAUUAUAGAAAGAGGAAGGCGAGAGAUUUCCAUCAUUCCGGGUGUUGUAGUUUACACCGAAUAUUUAUACUUAAUGUUAUAUAAAAUCUUUGUGUACAGUAGGUAGAAAUGCCUAGUAAGUCCUUACCGUACCAUUUUAUAUUUUCUGAUGAGAGUCCUGAGCAAUGAACUUGUUUCAUAGGCAAUAUGUUACUGUGCCUCAUAGUGUAGGCACCAACUCAUCUUGAGUUAUCAUCUAUUAAUUUAUUACAAGUCCUGGGUGCCGUGUGGUUUACGCAGUGGAGGAUCUUCAGCUGACUGUGGAUUACCAUGACUGGAGGAGGAUUUCUGCAUUGGAUCUGCAAUAAAUUGACUAAUCCUGUACCCACUGAAUGAUGCAGUUAGCUUAGCUAUGAUGGUGGUUGAAUUGACCCACUGGAGCUAACUGGCUACAUGUACCCAUCUCUGUUCUUUCCAUGUGUUACGGUAAUUUUAUAUGUUUGGAAUGCUUUCAUUAUUAUGAUACUUAGAGAGAGUUGGUUCACUUAAGAGGUUGUAUAAUUAACGAACAAGCAUAUGCCAUUUCCAUACCCAGAUGGUCUGGUUUAGACAACCCUUUUCCAUGUGGCCUCCUGGGGCACACAAAGUGACCACCAUGGCUCUCUUCUUCACAUAACACUAUUGAAUUCAGUGUCAUGACAAAGGCUCUCAGCCUUCUACUCCACCCUCAUAAUCAGCAUAGGUCCAAGGGACCAGCAGACUCCUUGAAUAGAUGAAUUGUGUCCAUUUUCUAUAUUUUAACGCUACUUGCACAUUACGGUUAUCAGUCUUACUGUAUACGCAAUAUAUAGCGCUGGUAAAGGCUCCACUGUUAGUCAGCCUCGUACCUACCUAUCUACUCCGAGAAGCCUCAGGGGGGCUUGUUGUUUACACACUCAGAUAUGAAUGAAUUCUAGUGCACUUAAUGCUGUUACAUUCCAAUAUUAGCAGUGCUAUAGAUUAUUAUAAGGCAUUUGCUAUUUUGUAAGAAUGGUAUAUAAUGCUUAGCUGUAAAACACACACUGUUCUGUAUAAAGGCCAAUAUUCAUCCACAGGGAACUGUACUGCACACGUCACCUCCAUACUGGAAAGCUCGCCAUUAUCAACGGGUUAACUCUCCUCUGGUCAUCAUCUCAUUCUUCUGUCUAAUGGUACUGUCCGGAGCUGUACAUUCUGUAGAUUUGUAAUAUUUCCAGAAAUAAUAUACUGAGAAGAGAUGAGUUUAUUAUUAGAAAUCCCCUUUAUUUUUGUGGUAAGAGGCUCGUUUACAUGGGUCAGACAUUUCGGUUAUAUAGAGGGUAAGAAUGCAGCAUUGCAGAAGGCAGUGCAUAGACCAGGAGUGCAGAGCGUCAGAAGAGAAGUCGUGUCAGAUGUAGCACUGUUACUGCCCAGGCCACUCUGGAGAGAAGUUACAGGUCCCUUGUGGUUUACAGGCGCACGGGCACUGCCAGGAACCACUUGUGUACUGAAAGAUACGGUAUAUAUGAAGUUGGUUUACUGAUGACAUGUAAGCUCUUUUCAUGGCUGUUACCAUGUGACCUUUUGUUGUGUUCCUUUUAUUUAAUUAAAUGUUUCAAGAU